UUCAUUGAAUACGUGUUUGUUUGGGGAAGCCUUGUAGGUAUGGGCGCAUGAUUUGAAUUGGACCCUCCUCCGUCUAUACGAUGACGCCUUGCGGCAAAGCAUCGGGGGAAUUCAUGACACUUGUAUUCGAGCUGGUUUGCUUUGUGCCGCAGGGGUCCCGAAUCCUUCUCCCUGUAAUUCAGCAUAGUGGAGGUCCGGCUCUUUUCUACUGAAUAUCUACAAGCUCAUGUUUCUACCAUCUUAAUCUGUUGCCUUGAAGGUUGCCCAUUGUCCACUCUUUCUCCAUACUUUUCAGACUUUUUUUGGCUUACCCAUCCACUUCAGUCCACAUUGUGUUCCUGUGUUACUCUGAAACCAAAUACAGACAGGGCUUGGAGACCCCAAUUUCAGGGCCGGUUAGGGUUUCAAUUUCAGGACCGGUGUUAGGGCUUCAAUCUCGUUCUCGGCUCUCCAUCUGUGCUCGUUUUCAGGUACGAUUCAACCCCUAUAUAAAUUUUCACAUAUCAUCGAUAUAUACAGUUUUGUGUGCAACCAUGGCUUCCGUCACCCAAGACGAUGGUUUGAAGAAACUGGAGUACCUCUCACUGGUGUCCAAGGUUUGCACCGAGUUAGAAUCCCACUUAGGGUUUGGGGACAAGGUAUUGGCCGAAUUCAUCACCGACAUGGGCCGAACCUGCGAGACAGUCGAUGAAUUCGACGCCAAAUUGAAGGAAAAUGGUGCUGAAAUGCCCGAUUACUUUGUUCGAACCCUGUUAACAAUAAUUCAUGCAAUUUUGCCUCCCAAACCCAAGUCCGAUAAGGAGUCGAAGAAGGAUGAUGGUUCUGAAGGUAAGAAAUCUGACUUUCCGGGUUUGGGAAUUUCGGAUGGUAGAGAGAGAGUGAAGGAUCUGGAAAGAGAAAUUGAGCUGGAAACAAAGGAUCGAAGGCGAAGAGUAGAAGAACAAGAGGGUAAAAAACGCAGGGACGACUGGGAUAGAAACAGAGACAGAGAAAGGAGAGAGAGGCAUAGGGAGAGAGACAAGGAUGAGAGAGGUGAUAGAGGCGAAAGGCGUAGAGAUUGGGAGGAAAGGCAUAGAGAUAGGGAUGAAGACGAUAGAGGUGAUUAUAAGAGCAGGGGAAGGUAUAGAGAUAGAGAAGACAAGCAUACGAGGGAUGGUUAUGAAGAAGAUGGGGAUAACAGGGAGGAUGAUGGUAGGAGAGGUGAUUAUAAGAGCAGGGGAAGGUAUAGAGAUAGAGAAGACAAGCAUAGGAGGGGUGGUUAUGAAGAAGAUGGGGAUAACAGGGAGGAUGAUGGUAGGAGGGACCGGCAGAAUGGUAGGAAUCAUUCAACUGAACCUGAAUUGUAUCAGGUGUAUAAGGGCAGGGUGUCAAGAGUUAUGGACACGGGCUGCUUUGUUCAGCUUAGUGAUUUUAGGGGUAAAGAGGGUUUAGUCCAUGUUUCGCAGAUUGCAACUAGGAGGGUUGCUAAUGCAAAGGACAUUGUGAAACGGGAUCAAGAGGUUUUUGUUAAAGUGAUUUCAGUGUCGGGCCAGAAGUUGAGUCUUUCAAUGAGGGAUGUUGAUCAGAACAGUGGUAAAGAUUUACUUCCGUUGAAGAAGAGCUCGGGGGAGGACACCUUUCGGAUUAACCCUUCAGGAUCGAAUACUGAGGGGCCAACAACUCGGACGGGUCUUUCAGGGAUCAGGAUCACUGAAGAUGACAGUACUGUUCCGUCACGUCGGCCAUUGAAGAGAAUGAGUUCACCUGAGAUAUGGGAAGCUAAACAGCUGAUUGCUUCAGGUGUCUUGGAUCCUAGGGAUUAUCCCAUGUAUGAUGAUGAAGGAGACGGAAUGCUCUAUCAAGAAGAGGGUGCUGAGGAGGAGCUUGAGAUUGAGUUAAAUGAAGACGAGCCAGCCUUCUUGCAGGGGCAAAGUCGAUACUCUAUAGACAUGUCACCUGUUAAGAUCUUCAAGAAUCCGGAAGGGUCCUUGAGCCGCGCAGCAGCCCUGCAGUCUGCUCUUAUAAAGGAACGAAGAGAAGUACGCGAACAGCAGCAGAGAACAAUGCUUGAUUCUAUCCCUAAAGAUCUCAAUCGACCAUGGGAAGACCCAAUGCCUGAGACAGGUGAGAGGCAUCUUGCACAGGAGCUCAGGGGUGUAGGCUUAUCUGCCUAUGACAUGCCUGAAUGGAAAAAGGAUGCUUUUGGAAAAGCCCUAACAUUUGGGCAGAGAUCAAAGCUUUCCAUCCAAGAACAGAGGCAGAGCUUACCAAUUUAUAAACUAAAGAAAGAAUUGAUUCAGGCUGUGCAUGAUAAUCAGGUUCUGGUAGUAAUUGGUGAGACAGGAUCUGGGAAGACAACUCAGGUGACGCAAUAUCUAGCUGAAGCAGGGUACACUACCAGGGGCAAAAUUGGAUGUACUCAGCCCCGUAGGGUGGCUGCAAUGUCCGUGGCCAAGAGGGUUGCUGAGGAGUUCGGCUGUCGUUUAGGGGAGGAAGUUGGGUAUGCCAUUCGUUUCGAGGAUUGUACUAGUCCAGAGACUGUUAUCAAGUAUAUGACUGAUGGUAUGCUUUUAAGGGAGAUUUUGAUUGAUGAGAAUUUAUCCCAAUACUCUGUGAUAAUGCUUGAUGAAGCUCAUGAGAGGACUAUCCACACUGAUGUUCUUUUUGGAUUACUAAAGCUGCUUGUGGAACGGAGACCCGACCUUCGAUUGAUUGUCACAUCUGCCACUUUGGAUGCAGAGAAAUUCUCAGGGUAUUUCUUCAACUGUAACAUCUUCACCAUUCCUGGAAGGACCUUUCCUGUAGAAAUACUCUACACCAAGCAGCCGGAAAGUGACUACCUAGAUGCUGCUCUGAUCACUGUUCUACAGAUCCACUUGACAGAACCUGAGGGUGAUAUCCUCCUUUUCUUGACUGGUCAGGAAGAGAUUGACCACGCCUGCCAGUGUCUUUAUGAGAGGAUGAAAGGGAUAGGUAAAAAUGUUCCUGAACUAAUUAUUUUACCAGUCUACAGUGCUCUUCCUAGUGAAAUGCAAUCCAGGAUUUUUGAUCCUGCCCCUCCUGGAAAGAGGAAAGUGGUUGUUGCAACCAAUAUUGCCGAAGCUUCUUUGACUAUUGAUGGGAUUUUUUAUGUCAUUGAUCCGGGCUUUGCAAAGCAAAAUGUGUAUAAUCCCAAACAAGGGCUUGAUUCACUGGUCAUAACUCCGAUUUCACAAGCAUCUGCCAAGCAACGAGCUGGGCGUGCCGGGCGUACAGGGCCAGGAAAAUGUUACCGUCUUUACACAGAGAGUGCCUUUCACAAUGAGAUGUCCCCUACCUCAAUUCCUGAAAUCCAGAGGAUAAAUUUAGGAUCUACGACUCUUAAUAUGAAAGCUAUGGGAAUAAAUGAUCUUCUGUCUUUUGAUUUUAUGGAUCCACCUUCUCCUCAAGCUCUUAUCUCUGCCAUGGAACAGCUAUACAGUCUGGGAGCUCUAGAUGAGGAGGGACUUUUGACUAAAUUAGGUAGGAAAAUGGCAGAAUUUCCCCUGGAUCCACCAUUAUCAAAGAUGCUUCUUGCUAGUGUAGACCUUGGAUGCAGCGAUGAGAUCUUGACCAUAAUUGCAAUGAUUCAAACUGGAAAUAUCUUCUACAGGCCAAGGGAAAAACAAGCUCAAGCAGAUCAAAAGAGAGCCAAGUUUUUUCAGCCCGAAGGAGACCAUUUGACUUUACUUGCUGUUUAUGAGGCUUGGAAAGCAAAGAAUUUUUCUGGGCCUUGGUGUUUUGAAAACUUUGUUCAGUCUCGUUCAUUAAGGAGGGCACAGGAUGUCCGAAAACAGCUUCUUACCGUCAUGGACAAGUACAAAUUGGAUGUUGUGAGUGCUGGGAAGAAUUUCACAAAAAUAAGGAAGGCGAUAACGGCAGGAUUCUUUUUCCAUGGGGCGAGAAAGGAUCCACAGGAGGGUUACCGAACCUUAGUUGAGAACCAGCCAGUUUAUAUUCACCCAAGCAGUGCUCUUUUUCAGAGACAACCAGAUUGGGUGAUCUACCAUGAGUUGGUAAUGACUACAAAGGAGUACAUGCGUGAGGUCACAGUUAUUGACCCCAAGUGGCUUGUGGAACUGGCACCAAGAUUUUUCAAAGUGGCAGAUCCUACAAAAAUGAGCAAGCGCAAGCGUCAAGAACGUAUUGAACCACUUUAUGACAGAUAUCAUGAACCUAACUCUUGGCGUUUGAGUAAAAGACGUGCUUGAUUUGUGCUUCAUUUGCUAUCAGUGGGUUGGUGCAGAAUUCACUUCGAUUUUGCUCCAUGUGCAGCAGGUCUCUCUUUCUCUAUAUAUAUAAUGCUUCAAUUAAUUGAACUACAGUUCCAGGAAAAUUAGGUGUAUAGCCUAAUUUUUUUGUUAGAUCUCAUCAUGUUCUCUGGAUUUCUCACUCGUGUCGGGCUAACAAUAGACCGGAAAAGGCUCGCGAUCGACUGGUUUAAAGACACUCUUUCAGAAUGAUCAUGAUAAAAUCCUGGAACUAUAUCCCAGCAGCUGUCCAUUAAGAAAAAAGUGAGCUGCAAAUUUGGAAUUGGUUUUUGAGCACAUUAAAGGGCAGAGUCCUAUAAAAGAAGAUCCAAUACAUAGGAGAUAGUGUGAGGGAGACAGAAUCUAGAGAACAGCAAGGCCAUAGAUAGUUCUGACAUUUUUUUUGCUCAUAUUUUUUUUGGUUUUAAUGGGAGUCAAGAAAUGUUAUGCAAAAUGAUGUUGUGACUAUUAAUAUGGUUAAUAGCUUUGGCUUGCUAUGCUAUUGUGAACUGUUGGAACUCUAGAUAGGAUGGGAUGGUGAAGUCACUGCAUAUAAUUGGUUUUAACUUUUUCAUCAAGUGAUAAUAUGAAGUGUGUAUUACUUUGAGCUAUAUGGCUCACAUAAAACUUUAA
Messenger RNA from Cornus florida, 4880 nucleotides. RefSeq names its product probable pre-mRNA-splicing factor ATP-dependent RNA helicase DEAH5. NCBI's taxonomy places the organism in Eukaryota, Viridiplantae, Streptophyta, Magnoliopsida, Cornales, Cornaceae. Bases 534 to 4208 code for a protein of 1224 amino acids. The record is from RefSeq and is a predicted model, not a curated record. Gene Ontology annotation, molecular function: ATP binding; RNA binding; RNA helicase activity. The transcript is spliced from 3 exons. Gene Ontology annotation, cellular component: catalytic step 2 spliceosome; intracellular anatomical structure. Gene Ontology annotation, biological process: mRNA splicing, via spliceosome; spliceosomal complex disassembly.